GGAGAAGUUGCAUUCAGUCCACAAACGCCGUGCUCUGCUCGAAGAUGAUUCGGGAUAUUCUGAUACUCACCCUGGCGGGUUUCUGCCUCUCUGCGGCCACCCUGGUGAACGCAGAGAUUGCCAACAAGGAGUUCCUCGUGAAGCAAGAAAAAGUUUACAACUUAUUCUGGAAUCCCGGACAUCCGGAAUUGCAGCCUGAGAUGUACGAGAUGGGAAGAACUUACAAAUACGAGACUCACAUGGACUUCUACACGCUCAAGGAUGCCUUUUACGAGUUUCUGAGCCUGUACAAGGAGCACAGAAUGUUGCCUCGCGGAAAGGUCUUCUCCAUGUUCAAUUCCGAGCAACUGCACGAGGCUAUAGUCCUCUUCAAGAUCUUUUACUACGCCAAGGACUUCGACACCUUCUACCUAACGGCCGCUUUUGCUAAACGCUUCGUGAACGAGGGGGUGUACGUAUACGCCCUUGGCCUUGCUGUGGUGCACCGUCCUGACACCAAGUACAUCCGCAUUCCCUACUCACACGAAUUGUACCCCUUCGUCUACUUCAACAAUGAUGUUAUGCAAAGUGUCAACGAGGCGAAACUCUACCAAGCCCAUGGCCACCACGUGCAAUCAACCGAUGGUGCGAUCAUCAUCCCCGCAAACUACUCCACUCUAUACUCGAGAUUGGUAUCGCAAGAUGACUACAAAUUGAUGUACUACACCGAGGAUGUAUUUUUAAACGAAUUGGAAUACUUCAGUCACCUUGCUUAUCCAUUCUGGAUGCCUUCUGACAAGUUCGAUCUCCAGUCGGAGAGACGUGGUGAAACAUAUCUUUACACGUGGAGGAUGAAAUUCGCCCGAUACCAACUCGAACGUAUCUCCAACGAUUUGUACGAGAUCCCACAAUUUGACUGGAACUACCCCAUCCCCCGAGGUUACUACCCCAACCUCAACUACCACAGUGGAAUACCGCUUCCUCGUCGUCCAGCAGACGCGAUUAUUCCAAAUUACAAGUUCAACGCGAUCAGGGAACUCCGUGAUCUUGAAUACAAGAUCCAAGCAGCAAUCGACUCAGGAUACGUCUUCCACAAAAAUGGCACAUACGAAACAAUUCGCACUCCAUACGGUAUCGACAUUUUCGGAAACCUCUUAGCAGGAAACGCCGACUCUCCAAACUACGAUUUCUACGGCAACUACGAGGCUCUUGCCAGGGACGUUCUUGGAUUCAGCCCAGUAACUGGAAGUAAAUACGACUUUGUCCCGAGCAUUAUGCAGCACUAUGGUGCCGAUCAGAGGGACCCCAUGUACUGGAGUUUAGCCAACAGGAUAGCGCAAUACUACAAGGAGUUCGCCUCAUACUUGCCAAAGUACUCUUUCAAGGAAUUGGAAUACCCCGAUGUGAAGAUAGAAUCCGUGGAAAUACCCGACGUACACACGUACUUUGAUACCUUCGACUACACGAUUUCAUCUACUGUGAAAGUCGGAACAAAGGAUGAUAUGGCCUACAUCAAGGCACGCCAAUAUCGUUUGAACCACAAGCCUGCCACCUAUAAAGUAGUUGUUAACAGCGCAAAACCCACGACUGUUAUGGUUCGCGCUUUCCUUGGACCCAAGUUCGAUGGAGGGAUGAGUUUAGCGGAUCACUACGACCUAUUCGUACCAAUCGAUCAAUUCGUGUUUGAAUUGAAGGCUGGAGUCAACAAUGUCGUGCGCUCCAGCACCGAAUUCACCGGCGGGGAACCUGACGCAGUCAACAGCAAUGUGUACUACAACGAGAUCGAGAAGGCGAUUUCUGGCGGUGCUGCAUACGAGGUGCCCCGUCGCCUCAUCAGUUUCCCGAGACACAUCAUCUUCCCCAAGGGAAAAACGCAAGGGGCAACCUACCAGAUGUUCUUCUUCUUAACCCCGUACAACGCGGCAAACACGUUCGAAAUUAAAUCCGGAGUAUUCGGUGAAUACCGAUUCCCCAAAGUGCCUUUUGGAUACCCCUUCGACAGACCGGUGCAAUUCCCCAUCGGAAAACUGCCGAAUGCGUACUCCAAGGAAUUCUCCAUCUACCACAAGGAUACCUUUCACCACACCCAUUGAUUCGUUUAUCUAGACCCCAUUCCUCGCACAGCGCCAACCAGUGCUGGUGUUAUUCUUUCAUUAAAAGCAAAUCAUGUUAGAUGACUGCGGGGAAUGAUGUCCCAGCGAUUUUGGCAGUCAACUCAGUCAAUGUUAUACCCCCAAUGUUACAAUCGUAGUAGGCAAAAUGUAUAAACCGGUUAUAUUACACGGUGUUAGAUUUAGUUUUACAUUAUUAUUAAAAUUAUAAUCAAUUGCAAAAUAUUAAAA
Diprion similis is the source of this 2321-nucleotide messenger RNA. RefSeq names its product arylphorin subunit alpha-like. Bases 45 to 2072 code for a protein of 675 amino acids. NCBI's taxonomy places the organism in Eukaryota, Metazoa, Arthropoda, Insecta, Hymenoptera, Diprionidae. The record is from RefSeq and is a predicted model, not a curated record. The transcript is spliced from 6 exons.